Tremella mesenterica DSM 1558 is the source of this 864-nucleotide messenger RNA. RefSeq lists its product as uncharacterized. The record is from RefSeq and is a predicted model, not a curated record. NCBI's taxonomy places the organism in Eukaryota, Fungi, Basidiomycota, Tremellomycetes, Tremellales, Tremellaceae. Gene Ontology annotation, molecular function: 3-hydroxyacyl-CoA dehydratase activity. Gene Ontology annotation, biological process: fatty acid elongation; very long-chain fatty acid biosynthetic process; sphingolipid biosynthetic process. Gene Ontology annotation, cellular component: endoplasmic reticulum membrane. The transcript has 4 exons. The annotation marks the transcript as partial.
CUCACACCCCUCAAAAUAUAUCUGAUAAUAUACAACGCUCUUUCACUCCUCCUCUGGACUUACAUCCUCAUAGUCAUCACCACAUUCAUCCUCACACCCCGAUCUUCACCCAUAUCCAUCCCAUCACGAUGGCUCUUCCCUCAAAGUGACUUGGUAGAUCGGUUAUACGCACAUUUUGGUGGGAGCUGUCAAUACCAUAAUCUCGGCGAAACGGUAAAAUGGACUCAAACUCUUGCCGUUUUUGACGUGUUACAUGCUGUACUGGGAUUAGUGAGGAGUAGUCCGGGGACGGCUUUGUCUCAAGUCGCAAGUAGGCUAUGGGCCGUUUGGGGUGUUGUGGAGCUUGUGCCUAGUGUAUGUUGUGGUAAUCACCCUUUAUACGCCACCAUGGUCCUCGCUUGGUCUGUCGCUGAAGUAUUGCGAUACAGUUUUUACACAUCGUCCUUGUUUGGUUACCAGAUUGGGCUUAUCGAUUGGCUACGAUACAACGCUUUUUACAUUCUCUACCCUGUCGGUGCCUCAUCCGAAGCAUUCUUAUCUUAUUCGACUCUUCCUCCUCUUUCAACAUUCCAUCUUCCUUCUUUAUUCUCAUCUCUCUCAUCUCUCUCUACAAUCCUCGUUCAUCUCCCAACUAACAUCCGUACUGCCUUGAUAUCGAGUAGUCUUGGCAGGGCGGUUUUGUGGAGAGCUACCAAAAGUAUAUUGGAGGAUAAAAUGAAGAUGAGAUGGAGUUGGAUGGAAGUAUUGAGAUUGAUUUUGUUUUUCCUUUGGUGGCCUUCGCUGUAUAUACUCAUGUCACAUAUGUCUCGCCAAAGACGAAAACACAUGUCCAAAAAUAAAUUAGGAAAAGAUAAAACCCUGUGA